AUGACCUUCAACGAGGCCAAAGAGCGAGUUCUCUCUGCGCUCACCGAGUUCCCAAACGAGACAGACAUUCCAUCCAUCAACUCCAUCAACGACUUUGAGAUUUGCGUAGGAAGAUGGAGUAAAAAGGUGUGUUGGUUUCACAUCACCGUCUUUCCUUCCCCAUUAUCUGACUCUUGCACCUCGGGCACAGACGCUUCGGGUGGCAAACUGGAGUUUGAGAUCAUUGACGGCGAAAAGCGAAUGAGGGACGUGUUUAAUAAACCCUGGGAAACAGCCUAUCUCAAAUUUAGGAAUUCAGACGGGAGCUUCCGACCCGUUCAAGUCAAGUUCGCGAAGCUAGUUGAAGACGACGACGAAGAGGAUGAAGAAGCAGUGGACAACUGA
Acaulospora colombiana is the source of this 384-nucleotide messenger RNA. The record is from the annotation of a GenBank genome assembly. Lineage: Eukaryota; Fungi; Glomeromycota; Glomeromycetes; Diversisporales; Acaulosporaceae.